Mustela erminea (ermine) is the source of this 11899-nucleotide messenger RNA. It is a transcript of the gene BNC2, whose product is annotated as basonuclin 2. Gene Ontology annotation, cellular component: nucleus. Gene Ontology annotation, molecular function: zinc ion binding. The coding region runs from base 3475 to 6135 and encodes 886 amino acids. Lineage: Eukaryota; Metazoa; Chordata; Mammalia; Carnivora; Mustelidae. The record is from RefSeq and is a predicted model, not a curated record. Gene Ontology annotation, biological process: regulation of DNA-templated transcription. The transcript is spliced from 4 exons.
GGGAGAAGCCUCGCCAACCUGGUCUCUUUCCUGCCCCUCACAGGCCUGGGAGUGCACACGCUCUUCUGAUUAAGGUGGUCCCUUCGGCAGGCUUGUCAGAGAGCUAGAAAGAAGGAACUGUGUCCCAGCAGGAUGGCACUGGGCCUCAGGGGUGGAUGGUAGAAAGGAACAAGUGGCCUGUUGCCUAGCAUUGCUGUUUGCAUCUUUUUAAACUCAGCUCUCUCUCUCCCUACAACGUGGGCCUCCUGCUUCUCCAGCAAGUCUGAUUGUAGCCCCACCGAAGGGAAGGGCUCUUGGAGGUGGGUGACAUGUUCGUGAAAAUCUGAGAUUACAUUUCUUCUGGGUUUAGUAGGGCUUUUGCUUGCACCGUAUUUAUAGGUUUAAUGGUUUGUUUUUUGUUUUGUUUUUUUGGUUGUCUGUGUGCCCUAAUUAUUGCUUCUUCAUCUGAAUCAAAAGAACCAUAACCUCUGUAAACUCUCUGCUUUUGUAACCAGUAAACCUCCACAUUCCAAAACACAGACAUGGUUGUAGAAUUGGCUUUCACAAUACCUGCUCUUCCAACCUGAGCCUCUUCUUUGUUAUCAGUGGCACUUGUGACCUGGUAAGGGUCUUAAGACUUCUCCUGGAGGCCUGCAGCCUCCAUUUCCCACCCCCACCCCAACCUCCCUGCAUUUUUCAUAAUUUUUUGCAGUAUGUCAUGAGUCGCUUUGCAUUGUGUACUUUGCCUCUGAAAUGUUUUUAUGGCCAUCUGUCUUCCUACGACCCUUGAAGGGUAAAUGUUGAAAACAGCAUGUUGGGAGACCCCAGGAUCCAAAAAGACUACACUGGACGAUGAAGAAGUACUCCCUCCUGCCAAAGGAGAUCACAGUUGGAGAAGGUAGACUCUGAAGUGAUUUUUAAAAUUUCUUGUGGGAAUAAUACCAGGAGGAUUGAUCCCCUUAAAAAAAACAAAAACCUGCUUUUGGCUCUGCCAGCCUUGUUUAUUUCCCGAAUCGCCAUGUGUUGUGUGCAAGGUUUUGGCUGCCAGCUUGGUAUGUGAUGAGUGGAGGGCCUCACAUCUCCCCCUUGCUUUAAUCUGGCAUAAAAACCCACACAUUCCUGUCAUUCUCCUGUGUGGUACCUCCAGGUGUUAGCCAGGGCAGGAGAGCAGAGAGGUGUGAUGACAGGAAGGAGAGAGAGACAGGACGGUGGAAGAACCCGUCUGCUCCUGUGACUGCUUUGGUCGGUGUUGAAUCAUUCCUUAGUUUAGUGAGGUGUCAGCUUGGAAGGCACAGAGAAUUUGGCCCUCAGAAGACAAGAUGAUGAUGAUAAUAGGAAUAAUUAUAUGUUACGUUUUUAGUUUAUAGAAGACUUUCACAAGCAUUAUCUCAUUUGCCUCAGGAUGGGGGCAUUUCAGUGGGGUGAGUGGAAAGUUAAGUCUUGGGUGGUCAGGGGACCUGAGGGGUCAUGAGGUCCAGAAGGAAGAGGCCAGGAAAAAUAAAGCAUGGUACCUGCUCAUACUGGCCUGGAACAGAUAUGGUGCCGCAUCUUUCUACAUCCGUUUCCACAGAGUAAUUGUUAAUAUCCAUUUGUGAUAGCUCUUACUCUACAGAAGGGAAUAAAGCGCUUGCACAUAUUUGAACAGAACCGUUAGCGUGAACAGUCACUGUUAGUGACUAAGCACUCUUUAUUCAAAACCUGUGAUAGUACAUUCCAGUCUAGUACUACCUUUACUCCUUUCACUCUGGUGCUUAGUUCUGUCAUCAAUGCUGUGUUUCAGUUCUAUGUGUAUGUUUUUGCCUGAGCUGUCUGGAGCAGACGCAUGGUAUCUUCCUGUCCAAACAGGUGUGUGCAUGACUGAUUAGUUACCCUCUUAACAACCCAGUUCACUGUAGCAUUUUGAUGGCAAUAAAUCUGUAACCUGUGGGUUGUUUUGUGAUACAGUCCUGAUGUUUUGCCUUGACCAGUACCUGUUCUUUGUUUUACUUGAAAUUAUUAUUUAAGUGUUAACUUUUCUCUGUUUCAACCUAUCUCUAAGGCGUGCAUAGAAAAUGUACUUUGAAAUGUACUCCAUAUUUCUUUUUGUGUGAGGGCCCAGGCUUUAACAAUACAAAAUCACAAGAGAAAUUAAAUAUAAGAGGAAAAUUCAGCAAAACCAUGAACUGAAAUUUAUAAAGUCUCUUAUUUUAGGGUGAAAUAUUGCAUAUGAAAAAUUCUGUCAUUUAUUGUAAUACUUAAGUUAUAAUUAAUUUUUAUUAACUUAAUAUAGAUUUUGACAAAGCCUAGACUUAAUAAAAUCUGCUUCUCCAUUCAGGGCCUAGAAUUGACAUUUUGAGAGAAUCAUAGAUGAUUUUUACAUUAGAAGAACACUAGGUUUAGUUUCUGUCUUGUUUUAUUGAUAGGAUUGAUGUAAAAUAGAUUUUACUUAAAUGAUGCUUUUUGUUCCUUAGCAUUUAUCAUCUGUUUCUUCCUUGUGAAAAUGGUUCUUGGUUUAGGGAAAAAGCAAGAGGUUGAAGGACACAGAGCGGUGUAGUGAGGAAAUGCUCAUUUUGUUUAAACAAAACAAAACAAAACAAAACUCAAAAAACAAGAGCUAGGCCAUAGAAAUAAACCCUUUUCCUCUAAAGCAAUGUGAUUUGGUUAUUGGUCAGUAUUUUAAACAUUAUAUGUAGUAAUGAUAAGGUAUACACUAAUGACUUUGAAUAUAAUUGUAUGUAACAUUUUCAUGCAAGGAAGAUGUAAACGGUGUAUCCAAAGGUUGUGGAACCCUGUAAUGCACUGUUAGCAUACAAGUCAUUCUAUCUGGCUAAAACUCAAUUGUCUUGUAGCCCUCAAGGCAUCAAUUUUAGCAUUAUUGCUCUCAACAACAGUAUAUUGAAUAUUAUGUCAGUUAAAGGAGAAUAAUUAUCAAGGCAAGUUAGGGUGGCUGUUAGUCUUACCACAUAUUGACUUGGUUAGCAGUUGGCUAUAGAUUGUGUUACUGGGCAAAUGAAGAUGUACGGUAAGUUGAACUGGUGAAGCCAGGAUAUUAAUUUAACUCUCUCUGGGCCUAAACCUCCAUCCCUUAUGUAUACACAGCUACUGCUAGUUUCAGAGAUAGUUUUGAAUGUGGUAGAAUAGCAGGUGUCUGAUCUGAUUUUGAAUUUUUGGAUGUAGGGGAAAAGAGGAGGGUGUCUGAGGAGGUUAUUAAAAGGAAAGAAGGAGGUGAUAGUGAUGGCCCAGAUUCAUUUAAAAGACUAGCAGUAUCUUUCAAGAAUCCUGUGCUGUUUUGAUAAAAAUGGCUUUUUCACUUCUGUAAUUAUCCAUGUAAUUCAUAAGUGAGCCAGCUAGGUGUAAAACAUAUAACAGAACUGGGACCACAGUGAUUUUAGAAUCCAGGUGACAUCUUAAAGGUAGAAAACCCAGCAUUCUCCUGUGUGGCAAUUAGAGUGUUCAUUCAUAAAGUACAGAAAAAGUGAGGAUGCUGCCGGCAAGGUACUGGACCGCUGGGCCAUCAUGUCUCGAGAAGAGGAAAUCAUCACCCUUCAGCAGUUUCUGCGGUUCGGAGAAACCAAGUCCAUUGUGGAGCUGAUGGCAAUUCAGGAGAAAGAAGGGCAGGCCGUAGCUGUACCAUCUUCAAAGACAGACUCAGACAUAAGGACUUUCAUUGAGAGCAAUAAUCGCACCCGGAGUCCCAGCCUUCUUGCUCACCUAGAGAACAGCAACCCUUCCAGCAUUCAUCACUUUGAAAACAUCCCCAACAGCCUCGCAUUUCUGCUUCCAUUCCAGUACAUAAACCCAGUCUCGGCCCCACUGCUAGGAUUGCCUCCAAACGGGUUACUGUUAGAGCAACCGGGACUAAGGCUGCGGGAACCAAGCCUUUCAACCCAGAAUGAAUACAACGAGAGCAGUGAAUCUGAAGUAUCUCCCACACCUUAUAAGAAUGAUCAGACACCCAAUAGAAAUGCCCUGACCAGCAUUACUAAUGUGGAGCCCAAAACCGAGCCAGCCUGCGUAUCUCCCAUUCAGAAUUCUGCCCCAGUCAGUGAUCUGACCAAGACUGAACACCCAAAAAGCUCCUUCCGGAUUCACCGGAUGAGAAGGAUGGGUUCAGCCUCUAGGAAAGGAAGAGUGUUUUGUAACGCAUGUGGGAAGACAUUCUAUGACAAAGGUACUCUCAAAAUUCAUUAUAAUGCUGUUCACCUGAAGAUCAAACACCGAUGCACCAUCGAAGGUUGCAACAUGGUCUUUAGCUCCCUCCGAAGCCGGAAUCGCCACAGCGCAAACCCUAAUCCUCGCCUCCACAUGCCCAUGCUACGAAAUAACCGAGACAAAGAUUUAAUUCGGGCCACAUCAGGAGCUGCCACCCCCGUCAUAGCAAGUACAAAAUCAAAUCUCACACUCACAAGCCCUGGCCGGCCCCCAAUGGGUUUUACCACUCCCCCACUAGACCCAGUCUUACAGAAUCCUCUGCCUAGCCAGCUGGUGUUUUCUGGGCUAAAGACUGUACAGCCAGUUCCUCCAUUUUAUAGAAGUUUACUCACUCCGGGGGAAAUGGUGAGUCCUCCAACCUCCCUCCCGACCAGUCCCAUCAUUCCAGCCACUGGUACCAUAGAGCAGCACCCACCACCACCUUCUGAGCCCACAGCACCAGUAGUGAUGAUGGCCACUCACGAGCCCAGUGCCGACCUGGCGCCCAAGAAGAAGCCCAGGAAGUCCAGCAUGCCUGUGAAGAUUGAGAAGGAGAUCAUUGACACCGCUGAUGAGUUUGAUGAUGAAGAUGAUGACCCCAACGAUGGUGGAGCUGUGGUCAACGACGUGAGCCAUGACAAUCAUUGCCACUCCCAAGAGGAGAUGAGUCCAGGCAUGUCUGUGAAGGACUUUUCUAAACACAGCAGGACCCGGUGCAUUUCAAGGACUGAAAUAAGAAGGGCUGACAGCAUGACUUCUGAGGACCAAGAACCUGAGCGGGACUAUGAGAAUGAGUCUGAGUCUUCAGAGCCCAAACUAGGCGAGGAGUCCAUGGAAGGGGAUGAGCACAUUCACAGUGAAGUGAGCGAAAAAGUCCUGAUGAGCAGUGAGAGGCCUGAUGAGAACCACAGUGAGCCCUCUCACCAGGAUGUCAUCAAGGUGAAGGAAGAAUUCACAGAUCCCACUUACGACAUGUUUUACAUGAGCCAGUAUGGACUGUACAACGGUGGGGGAGCCAGCAUGGCAGCCCUGCAUGAAAGUUUUACAUCGUCUCUGAAUUAUGGCAGCCCUCAGAAGUUCUCCCCAGAAGGGGACCUGUGUUCUAGCCCAGACCCCAAAAUCUGUUACGUGUGCAAGAAGAGUUUCAAAAGCUCCUACAGUGUGAAGCUUCACUACAGGAAUGUUCACUUAAAAGAGAUGCAUGUGUGCACGGUGGCUGGCUGCAAUGCUGCCUUCCCCUCUCGCCGAAGCAGAGACAGAAACAGAAAUUUACGGAUGGAAAGAACCAUAGGUCCAGGACAUCGAGACAGCCUGCAUCUCCGUAGACACAGCGCCAACAUAAACCUGCAUCGCAAACUGUUGACCAAAGAACUCGAUGACAUGGGCCUGGACUCAGCGCAGCCCUCCCUUAGCAAGGACCUCCGGGAUGAAUUUUUGAUGAAGAUCUAUGGUGCCCAGCACCCUUUGGGGCUUGAUGUCAGGGAAGACGCCUCCUCUCCCGCAGGGACUGAAGACUCCCACCUGAAUGGGUACGGGAGAGGCAUGGCAGAGGACUACAUGGUCCUUGACCUGAGCACCACCUCCAGCCUGCAGUCCAGCAGCAGCAUCCAUUCCUCCCGAGAAUCCGACGCGGGCAGCGACGAGGGGAUUCUUCUCGACGACAUCGAUGGGGCGAGUGACAGUGGGGAGUCUGCACACAAGGCUGAGGUCCCUGCCCUCCCCGGCAGUUUAGGGGCCGAAGUUCCAGGAUCUCUGAUGUUCAACAGCUUGUCCGGGAGCAAUGGUGGGAUCAUGUGCAACAUUUGCCACAAAAUGUACAGCAACAAGGGGACUUUGAGAGUGCACUACAAAACUGUGCAUUUGCGAGAAAUGCACAAGUGCAAAGUCCCCGGUUGCAAUAUGAUGUUUUCCUCUGUGCGAAGCCGAAACCGGCACAGUCAGAACCCUAAUCUCCACAAAAACAUUCCCUUCACUUCAGUAGAUUAGGCUCAGAAUGGACACUACAGAUGCCAGCUCUCACCAGAUGGCCUACAUAUUUGAACUGCCAUAGUCAGUGUGUGCUUGUGUACUUGGGUGUGUGUGUAUGUGUGCGUGUGUGCGUGUGUGUGUGUACACAUGUAUGCCUCUGUGUCUACAUACACACACACGCAUCUUUUCUUUAGAUAUAAAAAGAUGAACACUAGGUGCUUUUGAAAUUAUUUUCUUUUUCCUUUAUAGUUUUGGGAAAGGGGUGGGAACUUUAAUUUGGGAGUGAAAACAGAGUACCCUUAAAACACACAUACACACACACACACAAAGUGUGCAACUAGCCCAAAUUCUGAAAGAAUAAGAAUUCUCGGUCCUCUCCAGAGGGACAGUUUGUUAUACCCAUGACUGUUGCCUGCAAAGAAAUAAAUAAAAGGGGAAAAAAAAGAAAAAAGAAACAAAAAAGGAACUUCUUACAGUUGUCUUUUGUGAACUUUAAGGUUUUGAGAGAAUCUUCAAUUAAAGCAUGGCAGAUUCACCUGUAAAUAUUUAGCCUUGAGAGGCCAAUGAUGUAAAGCAAUUGUAUUGAUGGUUGUUUAACUCUUUUGUUUAAUUUUUACAGUUACAUCCAGCUGUUAGAUAUGCAGGAGAAAAAUAGUUUGCUGGCUAGCUCUAUUCAUUUAUGUUAGCAUUAAUGCACAUUUUUUUUUUUUUAAAGAAAAACCAUGGUCUUGUUUUUACUACCUGCUAGAUAUAGUGAUAAAGAGGUGCUGGCAUGCUUUACAGCACAGAUCUGAUUUUUUAAAAUGUCCUGUACUAGUACAUAAAUCCAGUCAUGCACUUUUUUUCAUACACUACAAGGGGAUGUGUAAUAUCCAUGCUUCUUUUUUUAAUCCUUAAACUAUUGCCAUACUUCAAGUAAGUGUCUUUUUAAAAAAAUUCACUUGUAUAAAAAUGGUCUGGUCAGUAUAGGGCACAAAUGCCAAACAAAAGUAUUAGUGUUAACACAAAACUGCCAACUUUGCACAAGUUUCCAGAAAAGAAAAUACAAUUAGUCACUCAACAUAACCACAGGCCAAUUUGUUGGCCACCAGAAAACCGCUUUAAAAAAAGAACACUUGGUGAUUCUUUCAAGUGCCGAAUGUUAUUAGAAUCAACAUUGCAUCCUUCUUGCUUAUAUGUUAAGUUACAUAAAAGGAAAACAAAAUUAUGUGGUGUGAAACAGCCAAGGCAUUUGCUCUUCAGAGGCAGGAUAAUAUUUCAGGAUACAAAAGCCCAAGUUACUCACUAUGGAACAAAGCUGAAAAUAGUAAAAGUGUUGAACACUCAUUUCCAAGGACCUAACCCUUCUCCUUUAAAAAGAAAGAAGUAAGUCUGCACUGGGUUGGUCUGUUGUAUGGCUGUCUAAUUUUUUGCAAGUUAGGCAGUCGUCCUAUGAUUCAGGCCCGUUUGAUAGACAAAAUCAAAAGACAUUUCACAGCGGCAGUUACUCAGAAGCUUUGAAAACAUGUGCUGAACUUGAAUUGAGCAACACUCCUUUCUGAAAAGCCAGACGAAGGGGGGUUUAAAAUAGGAUCUCUCACUGUUGAGUGUUUUGUGUUUCCCCACAUGAUUUGUCAGAGAGAAAUGAAAGCAAGCCUGAAACCCAGCAAUUGAGAGUGAGAAAGAGGGGGAGACAAUUCUCCAAACCUUUUUUGUUUUGUUUUGUUUUGUUUCCGAUGUUUACACAUGUUGCCUGAGCUGGUUAACCACAUGGGCAGCCCUCAGCUACCACAACAUACUGACUAAAUGAUGAUAUUUACUCAAGUUCAGUCUGCAGCCAAAACCAUUAGGACGCGCAUUGCAGACUGUGUUUUGUUGUCUUUUUUUUUUUUUUUUAAGUGGAGGGGGGAAAGACAGAUAAACAAGGAAUAUUUUGUCUAACAGUACACAGUAAUUUAAAGAGAAUGUAUUUCUUUUCUGCAUUUAAUGGCCUCAAACAUUUCUCUCAUCGGUCUCAAGGUUAGAAAUACCCCCUUUGUUUGAACUUUGCAUGUUGUUUCCAUUUUUCAUAUGUUUUGUAAUUACUUUUUCUAUGUUCACAUCAGCAUUCACUUCCGUUAAAUUUGCCAAAGGAAACUGUUAAUAUGUUUCUGUUGUUGUUAUUAUUCCUGUAGGAUUUAUUGUACCUCACAGUAUUUAUUGUUUCCAAAAAUAAGCAUCAUUAGUUGAGGAUUCAGUAUUUUUAUUUGUAAAAAUUUCAGAAACAAUAGAUUCUUCAAGAUAAGCUAGACUUGUCUAGAAGCUUCAUCUUUUCAUCUCCUUCAGAGGAUACUAUGGGGUUCGUUUAAUUCGUUUGUUCUCCAGUGAGGAAAGACCAAAAGUAUUCGCAGUACAAAAAAAACCAUAUCAAACACUAUGUCUGUUAAAUGACAAAUGUUUACGGUAAAAAGCUGAGGAAUUAGUAAUAACCAUUUUUGUUUUCUUGUACCUUUGAAUUUCCCAAAGUCUUAAUUGCUUUAUUUUGGUGUUGUGUUAAAUUGAAUAGACAGAUGUUUUCCUUUGUUUUAUACCAUAUAAGACUAUGUACAGUAUGUUUGUGAAAAAUUGAACUAGAAUAAUGAAAGUUUGUUUGCAAACAUUUUCGUCCUCUUAGCGUUCUCUGUGUUGCGCUGUUGCCCCACUACCAAAUGAUUUGAGUCAAAAAGGGUGGAAAAAAUAUUUUUUAGUAUCCCAAGAAGAGAUUAGGGAGACACUAGCUUUUGAAUUGUGAUAGACUGAAUUACACCUAGUUUUAUGAAAAUUAACACAUUUUUAUUUCAGUGAUAUUUAAAAGUUAUACUCUUGGCUGAGCUAUUAGAACUCAUCUUGUACAGAAUCAAUGUUUAGUCUGUUUAAUUUAAUGUCAACUAAAAGGUCAAAUAGCCCUCGUGAGUGAAUUACAUAGCUGUCAGCAGGUCACAUCAGCAAAUGAACUGGGCUUAGAACAAAUGUUUGUUGCUUGCCACAAACCGGGCUAAUGUGAAUAGCCAGUUAGAACAGCCUGGAAGUAAUGAGAUUCUCCAAGUAGAAUUCCCCUUGCUCUUGUGAAUGUGUUCGCCUGAGAUUUGUCAGAGAAACGGCCAUGAGUCCUGGACAACUGGCUCUUGUUUUGAAGUGUCUCCCCUAUUUGCUACUGCUUUUGUGCCUCAAGUGCCCAAAUGUUAUGGUGGCCUUCUAAAUGGGUGAAAAACACUUUCUAGUAUAAAGCCUACUUGCUUAAAAAGUGACCUGGGGAGUGGAUGGAAGCAAAGUGGCACCUGGACUUAACAUGUAACAUUAUGGAUUGCACAGGGCUUCCCGUCCCAGAGUGUUGCUUUUUCUUGGGUGUGUGCCUGAGCACAAUAUUUUGACUUAACUGUACAUCUAGUUAGGACAGUGAUCCCAAGGCUUACUUGCAAACGGGAAGGCAAAAGAGAUCAGCAUUUUAAUCACUGGGCCCUUCGUCUUUGUCCGUUUUCUACUCGUUUGUUUUCUCGUAGGAGUUUUCUAUGGUGAAACGGUUUCUCUCGAGCUGCAUCCAUUCUGUGCUGGCUGAAAAGGAAGGGCGAUGCAGAUUUUCAUGCAAGCAGCUUUCCCCCAUUUGAUUGAUUUAACCACGGUUUUGUCACAGGUAGAAAAUGAGGCAGUAUUAUUAAUGUGCAUGUUCACUAGCUGAUGUCGAAACUUACUGUUUUGAUCAUUUUAAACUAUGUUUUUGUACAUAUCAGAGAGGCUGAGUCUGCUUUAGGGAACGUCUGCAAGCUGCGGAGGUGACGGCAAAGAGCAAGAGGAGGGGUAGAUGAUGCGUAAUUUGGUUUUAAAAAUGGGAUUAAGAAGCUGGACCCUCUUUGUUCUGCUAUUAAUUGUAUGGAGAUAAGUCAGUGCAAUGUAAUGCUUCUCAGGAUCCUAGUCUAGCUGUCCAGUGCAGCCUGAGGCCUUUUAAAGGUUUGAAGGUAUUAAUGUUUUCUUUCUCAACGUGAAUAACAUCUUUUUUGAAAACGUGUUUAGCACAAUGGUGCCACUGUCCUUGUAGUGUGAUUUCUUUGGUCAUGAAUUUCCAGGCCCUUCUAGUAAGAGGAGAAAGACACUUCCUUGGUUAACAGCCCUGUUACUGUAUACAUUGCUCUUAAAACAAAAACAAACUAACAAAAAACCAACCAAACAAACAAAAACUUGGAAAAUACCAAGAAUAGGCUGCGAUUCCAGAGGCCUUCUCCCCAUUUUACUCAGGAGAAACCAAGCACUAGAUUCCUACCAAAUAAAAAGUGACCUUUUGGUCCCCUUCCUAGGUACACACCCCAGAUGUGUACCAAGCAAAUGAGAAUGGGGGCCAUUGGCAAUUAAAACAUAAAGAAGCCGGGAACCAGCUUGGGGUGGACAUGCUGCUAACUGCUAACAGUUGACCUGAGCAGUCCUAACUUGUACUCGGUCUGUUAGCGUUGGAUUUGAUUGACUAACAGAGUAAAUAAAACUCAGCUGUAAUAAGACACACCACAUCUGCUAUCAAAGAAAACAACCAGAAGAAAUUUUCUUUUAUUCCCCGUACAUACUCCUUAACUUCUAAACAAUUACAAUAAAUUUUAUUCAUUAAAAACUCAGAAUAUUCAAGUUAGAGGAUCUCGCUUCUCCCUCCCAUGCUUUGUCUUUUAAUGGAUAUGGCCUAAGGGUGGUAAGGAGGGCGAUAAAAGGCAGGUGCCAAAAAGACUGGAGGGAAUGAGUUUUUCCAAAAGCAGAGUAAGGGGUACCAAGUAGAGGAUUGGUACCUGCCCUGGUUUGGGGUAGCGAGAAAGGAAAAUGGUGAAUGAACCCGAAGUGUUUGUGCAAAAGAAAGGUCUGGUACACUUGUGCCUAGCAGUGGUGAGAGCAUAUGAUGCACCGCCCCACAGAGCUCCCUAUGACCAGGUGCACUGCGGCACCCCAGUCUGAGUAACGGGAAAGCAAAGACAGCUCCGUGGAAAUACCGGUUCUUUACGGGUCAGAAUAGCCAACAAGGGCAACUGUGGGGGCGUUUUCUUUGCUUUUGGUUUUGUUUUGUGGGUGGGAAGUGAUGGUGGAGUCCCUAAGGGAAGCAAAGAGAUGCGGUGGGUCACCUAGGUUCUAGAAAAGGCUGGUGGUCAAACUGGCUCUUAAAUGUAUUUUUUGCAUCAUGACUUUUGCAUGGCCCUAUAGCCAUGAUUGUAAUGCCACUUGGCUAAAGACUUCUUGUCCAAAAUGGGAGCUCAUUUACCUCCCUGUGAAGCAUAAAAGUAACUCUUCUGUUUUCAUGUUUUCCUGCAAAGCGAAAGCAUGUGGCAGUCUUCCUCGUGUUAGAAUUAAGAUCAUAUCUGAUGUGUCUCGGACUCAUUUCCCUGUUCCCUGUAGUUGGAGAGUUGCUCCCCAUAAAUGGUAACUUGGAAUUAGUGUUUAUAAAUCCAGCUGUAACACCAAUGGGUGAAUUAGUCUGCAAUCACUCCAGCUCAAACACCCACCCUUCCUUGUAUCCUUCCGUCAUCCCCCUUCUUUCCACAUCUUGCCCAAGAUGAUGCUUGCGGUCAUGCGGCAAUAACUGGACAUAAGAUACUGUCUUUUUGGCAUCUGCUGAAAACUCCAAAUGCCUAAUGAUGGGGUUUUUAAAAAAUGAGCAUUUUUUACAAGUACUCUGAAUUGGAUCAGCAUUAUCAUUCAUUAUAAUGCUAGAUAUAUUUUUGAAACAACAUCCUAUAGUUGUUAUAAAACUACCCUUAUUCUUUUCUAAAGUGUUAUUGUAAAUUCAUUUGACCUUUACUGCAAAAAAAAAAAAAAAAAA